UGUCCGCAGUCUCACUGGUCAUCUCCUGCACUGUGUCCGCAGUCUCUGGUCAUCUCCUGCACUGUGUCCGCAGUCUCUGGUCAUCUCCUGCACUGUGUCCGCAGUCUCUGGUCAUCUCCUGCACUGUGUCCCGCAGUCUCUGGUCAUCUCCUGCACUUGGUCCGCAGUCUCUGGUCAUCUCCUGCACUGUGUCCGCAGUCUCUGGUCAUCUCCUGCACUGUGUCCGCAGUCUCUGGUCAUCUCCUGCACUGUGUCCGCAGUCUCUGGUCAUCUCCUGCACUGUGUCCGCAGUCUCUGGUCAUCUCCUGCACUGUGUCCGCAGUCUCUGGUCAUCUCCUGCACUGUGUCCGCAGU
Staurois parvus is the source of this 354-nucleotide messenger RNA. The record is from the annotation of a GenBank genome assembly. Lineage: Eukaryota; Metazoa; Chordata; Amphibia; Anura; Ranidae.